CGAUUCUCUGUUGCCGCGGCCACUGGUACGAAUAAGGUUAGCGAGAGCGGGAGCGAGAGCGGGAGCGCGAGUGCGAGCGCGGCUACAGCCGGCAACUAUGACUUAUCUUUAUCGAACAUGGACUCGGAGCCGAAGCCGGAUUUAGAAAAUCCUCAUGAGGAAGAAAAGCGGCCCAAAGAUCUAGAUCUAGAGCCAGAGCCAGAGCCAGAUGCCGAACAACGGAAAAUAUUUAUUACCAACCUGGACCGUUGGGGCAUCCUUGCCCUCAUCGGUACCGCAUCAGAGUCUCAAGCCUUGGGCCUUCGCGACACCCUCUACAAACACCUUGCUUGGGAGAAUUUUAUUGGCGUCACAUUUCCUCCUGGGUUGCCCAUGUUUCAACUGGCAUUCCACAUCCCGUUCUAUGUAUGGCGGGUGUCGGAAAGAGCGUGGGAAGAUCAUCGUCUUGAUUCAAACGCAAAUCGCUUGAGGCAAUGCCGAGAUGUCUCAUUCCUGGAUUGGAAGAGCUCGGGGCCCUCUAACUUUCUCUACGAGGCACAAAUGUCUUGUCUAGUAGCUGGAGAGGACGAGUCGCGGUGGGUCGCCUACGGCUUUUUUGACACUUACUUCGACGCCGUCGGUGAAGCAAAAGAAACUGUGGAGGCAUACCACGACGAUGCUAUAAUGGAGGGCGGCAUGAAUGCCGACCCUCUCACAUUUGGCGUCAUCGGCGCGGAGAAGACAGUUCGGACACCGCGAGAAUAUUUUCUCUCCUGUUUCCGAAUUCGCAUUGCCCAAGUUAAACGUGAAUGGGUGCAAGUGGUUGCGAAGAUAAGGCAGAGCAUUCGCGAUUAUGAGCAGACGUAUCAGUAUUCCUUGUGCAUGUCCAGAGAGCGAUCCUCUUCUACAGCAGCAGAACACAACGAAAUGGUCAAGUCAUCGCGUGACUGGAUCGUUCAAGUCAAAAGACUCACAACGCAAUUGUUUCAAUGCCUAUCUAAAACCGUCGGUGCCUGUGAGAACUUCUGUCUCAAUCAUGCUAUAUAUUUCGAGAACCUUUCUAGCCCGCUUAGUGGUGAACGGUCUCUUCGUGAUAUUGAAAUAACUUUCACUGAAUUAGACUCGCUAAGGAACAAACUCGAGUACUUGGCGGAAAGCUGCUCUGAGUUUGCACAAGAGCUCGAACUUCGACUUAUUCUUGAGGGCAAUGAAGUAGGAAAUAUGCAGCACAAGAUAGCCCAGGAUAAUAAAGGACUGGCGUUAAUUAUGAUGAUCUAUAUCUCUCCUAUCGCACUUGCUGCGGCGAUUUUCUCUAUGAACAGAGACGUAAUUUCAUUUAUUCCUGCAAAUUUCGGGUCAUUUAUAAGCCUAGUCUUCGGCUUCGGUAUUCUAGGAAUUCUCAUUCUUGUUAUGCGGCAAUACGAAGAUUGGUGUUGGCAAGUAUUUAUGGCUUUAAAUGGGCAACGAUGCUGGCAAGGAAUUCGGUUUAGGAGGAAAACGAGGGAAAAUAUGGAGCAAAGUUAAAUAUAAUAAACUAUAUAACCUGGCAUUUUUUGUUAGAAAGCAAAUGAAUUGUUC
Hyaloscypha bicolor E is the source of this 1557-nucleotide messenger RNA. RefSeq lists its product as uncharacterized. NCBI's taxonomy places the organism in Eukaryota, Fungi, Ascomycota, Leotiomycetes, Helotiales, Hyaloscyphaceae. The coding region runs from base 118 to 1503 and encodes 461 amino acids. The transcript is spliced from 6 exons. The record is from RefSeq and is a predicted model, not a curated record.